Scheffersomyces stipitis CBS 6054 is the source of this 963-nucleotide messenger RNA. RefSeq names its product alpha-factor pheromone receptor (gene STE2). Lineage: Eukaryota; Fungi; Ascomycota; Pichiomycetes; Serinales; Debaryomycetaceae. The transcript has a single exon. Gene Ontology annotation, biological process: G protein-coupled receptor signaling pathway. Gene Ontology annotation, molecular function: pheromone binding; mating-type factor pheromone receptor activity. The record is from RefSeq and is a predicted model, not a curated record. Gene Ontology annotation, cellular component: G protein-coupled receptor homodimeric complex; membrane. The annotation marks the transcript as partial.
AUGGAUACUAGUAUCAAUACUCUCAACCCUGCGAAUAUCAUUGUCAACUACACCUUGCCAAAUGAUCCUAGAGUAAUUAGUGUCCCAUUUGGAGCUUUUGACGAAUAUGUUAACCAAUCUAUGCAAAAGGCCAUUAUCCAUGGAGUUUCCAUUGGUUCAUGCACCAUAAUGCUUUUAAUUAUUUUGAUCUUCAAUGUCAAACGCAAGAAGUCGCCAGCUUUCUAUCUUAAUUCGGUUACGUUGACUGCAAUGAUUAUUCGGUCUGCUCUUAAUUUGGCAUAUUUGCUAGGUCCUUUGGCUGGAUUAAGUUUUACGUUCUCCGGCUUGGUAACUCCAGAAACCAAUUUCUCUGUCUCUGAAGCCACCAAUGCUUUCCAGGUUAUUGUUGUUGCUCUUAUCGAGGCGUCCAUGACAUUUCAGGUGUUCGUCGUCUUCCAAUCACCAGAAGUGAAGAAGUUGGGUAUAGCUCUUACCUCCAUAUCUGCAUUCACGGGUGCUGCUGCUGUAGGAUUUACUAUCAAUAGUACAAUCCAACAAUCGAGAAUUUAUCAUUCAGUUGUCAAUGGAACUCCUACGCCAACGGUCGCUACCUGGUCUUGGGUUAGAGAUGUGCCUACGAUACUUUUUUCUACUUCGGUUAACAUAAUGUCUUUCAUCUUGAUUCUCAAGUUAGGGUUUGCCAUAAAGACAAGAAGAUACCUUGGCCUUCGGCAAUUUGGCAGUUUGCACAUCUUAUUGAUGAUGGCUACUCAAACAUUAUUGGCCCCAUCUAUUCUCAUUCUUGUACAUUACGGAUAUGGCACAUCUCUGAAUAGCCAGCUCAUUCUUAUAAGUUACUUGCUUGUUGUUUUGUCUUUACCAGUAUCCUCUAUCUGGGCAGCAACAGCCAACAAUUCUCCUCAACUUCCAUCUUCCGCAACUCUUUCAUUCAUGAACAAAACGACCUCUCACUUUUCUGAAAGC